GCUGUGGUUGGCUUGGCAACGGUGAGCGCUUAAUUCAGACAAGAAGUAAAAACGCAAUAAUACUGAUAAAACCGCUGCUAUUUCCUUCUAAAGUUAGGCACCGCGUGACCAGGUCGUUAUGACUGACUCAGGUUUUAGCUCUUCGGAUAAACAAGUCGUCCUUGUUUCAUCCAGCGAUGAGAAUCACCCUCCAGAAAACAUCAUCGACGGAAACACAAACACAUUUUGGAUGUCCACCGGGAUGUUUCCCCAGGAGUUCAUCAUUCGCUUUGCUGAAAACACGGGGAUUACCGCUGUGACAGUGGAUAGCUACAAUGUCAAACACCUAAAAAUAGAAAAGAAUAACUCACCAAAUGUUUCUCACUUUGAGUCGAUCACAGAAAAAGAAUUUGAAAGAACUGAGGGACGUCUUCAGUCAAAUGUUAUUUCUCUAAAUGUCAACAGUGCAACCCACCUUCGAUUUAUCAUCACCUCAGGUUUUGACCACUUUGUAUCAGUGCACAGAGUCACAGUAAAAAACUGACAUACUUUCAAUGUAAAAUUGGUAACAAUUAAAUUAUAACAUAAAUAUACAAA
This is a messenger RNA of Austrofundulus limnaeus, 576 nucleotides long. RefSeq names its product heat shock protein, alpha-crystallin-related, b11 (gene hspb11). Lineage: Eukaryota; Metazoa; Chordata; Actinopteri; Cyprinodontiformes; Rivulidae. The record is from RefSeq and is a predicted model, not a curated record. The transcript has 5 exons. Gene Ontology annotation, cellular component: intraciliary transport particle B; centrosome; cilium. Gene Ontology annotation, biological process: intraciliary transport; multicellular organism development. Bases 119 to 523 code for a protein of 134 amino acids.